Molecule: messenger RNA, 2000 nt
Organism: Guyanagaster necrorhizus
Lineage: Eukaryota; Fungi; Basidiomycota; Agaricomycetes; Agaricales; Physalacriaceae
Exons: 5
Coding region: 80-1825 (581 amino acids)
Source: RefSeq, a predicted model, not a curated record
UGCACAGCAGCUGCGGAGUCCGCAUGUAGCAAAUGUUAUAAGAGCUUCGCUGUUCAUGCAGCCUAUCAUUUUCCUCCCCAUGCGCUGGCUAGCUGAGGUACUGCUGGUCCUCCCCCUUGCGGGGUCAGUCCACGCUGCUCAGAUUCCAUUUCACCUCAAGUCUACUGCCUCAAAGGAGGCAGAACUUUCCCUGCCUGUCGAUGUAACCUCGACGAAUUGGGACCUCAACGUCAAGCCCAGCGUCAACUCGACCAGUCAUCUGAUCUUCGACACCGUAAGCGCGUUCUUGCAGCAUUGGCCGAAUACUCGUUAUCGCAAUGGGCACAAUCUGGUACCCGGAAUCGUACCAGUCGGAACACUUCUCUAUCAUGGACGCGGGGAUUCAAAUCUGCCUACUGUUCCUGAAUGGACGGCCACGGACCCUGAGCACGCAAAUGCCUUUUGUCGUGGCUCCCAGGAGACGGGAUGUUGGCAGGUCACUCUGGUUAGCACUCGGCCUCUCAAUGUGCUGUAUUUCGAUGGCAGUAGCGCUGCCAAGAUGAAAGGAGGACCCAUGGAUACACAGGAUAUCGUUGCAUGGAGGAAGCUCAUCCCAGAGUGGAUGUUCAACGAGGGCAGAAGACUAGCCGACCUUUGUGUAUGGGGACAGAAGUUUGGUGUGGAUGGAUUUGUGAGAAUGGAAAUGGACUUCGAAAUCAUGCUAUGCGAUUUUACGGUGGGCGUAGACGUCGUUUCGUUCCUCAACCUGGUAUCAAAUGGUCGAGGUCCACGCGGAGGGGGCGGUGGGAGCCCUGGAGGUCCGGGUGGACCACCGCCUGGCGGACCACCCGGUAAAGAUUCCAUGGAAGGGCCUUCCCCAGCGGACCCAUCUGCAAGCACUGAUGCUUUCAGUGAAGUCAUACAUUCUGGAUCAUGGCACAAUAGGUACCCGGGGGAAACACGCAUUCAGCUCGAUCUUGCGCGGAUGAUCUCAUUUUACGAUACCUCCUUAGUUCCGAGUCUGGUUCCCUACAGAUUCAACCAAGAACGCUGGUUCCACCGUCUUGAAGGGGUCAGCGAUGACGAUAUCUCCGCAGUUAUGGACCGUCUAGAACAAGCCAUGCAGACUGCGCAUGGGGGCGAAUCCGGUGUUGAUUGGACCACUUUGGUCCAUGUUAUUGUGGACCGCUACGGCGAUCGAUUAGAGAUGGUACAAUAUUUGUUGAACUCAACCGGGAGCCCUGAUUCAGAUGGCCUCCGCGCAGCAAAACGGGUUCAGACCCAGCUGAAAGUCAUGGUGCAGCCGUAUCAACUUCAUUCAGUCGUUCCACCCUCGCUUCCUUCCGACGACCAUUCCUGGGCCUCUCCGAUCUUCAAAUUAUGCGCGACAACACAUACUUCGUACAUCGCCAAGAACAAGUUGACGCGAUCGGAACACCUGAUCUUGGAAUCCAUAGACGAGACAAAUAGAGAAAUCUGUCGUGUUGUGACCCGAAUGUGGGCUCAAGGCGUUGUAGCCGGAUUAGACGAUGCGCCCACGCCUAUGAAGCUCGAAGACUCGCCAUCGUCUGAUCUUCUUCCCCAAUGGAAGACUCAAAUCAACGACUUGAUGGCCUGGUUAGACUGGAGUGUGUGGGUCAAGUGCAGGCCUGAUUGUGGAUUCGAGGAAUACUGCUACUUACCUACAUGGCCUUUCUUCGGGCGCGGUGGGGGAGGCCCACCUGGGAGAGGUCCAAACUCUCCAGGCGGACCCGGUCAACCGCCUACGCGUUUCUUAGAGGACGUAGAUGAUUGGGAAAAACCGCAGCCCAGAUGUAUUCGGAAAAUCGAGCCUUUUGAUAUGUGAUGAGUUGAUAAUGGCGGUAUACCUCUUUGUAAAUCUGCUGUACCAAUGUAUCUCAUAUCUAUGCUACCCUGUCUUACUUAAGACUUAGAGCGUUAACUAUGUAAAUGUUGUAAAUAUACGCCUAAUUUGAUUCUUCCUUCGUAUGGGCAACGUCCAGCGCGUCGUCCCACAGCCU